Messenger RNA from Otolemur garnettii (small-eared galago), 4323 nucleotides. It is a transcript of the gene PHLDB2, whose product is annotated as pleckstrin homology like domain family B member 2. Gene Ontology annotation, biological process: regulation of microtubule cytoskeleton organization. Bases 240 to 4097 code for a protein of 1285 amino acids. The record is from RefSeq and is a predicted model, not a curated record. The transcript is spliced from 19 exons. Gene Ontology annotation, cellular component: basal cortex. NCBI's taxonomy places the organism in Eukaryota, Metazoa, Chordata, Mammalia, Primates, Galagidae.
GCUGCCAGUGACCACUCUCUGGGGGGCCAGAGAGUAGGGAAAGAAACGGAGAGGAAUACCUCACUUUCAGGCUAUAUUGAUGCUUCUUCCCAGCAUCCCAAACUCUUCAGCAGGUGCUGGGACAGCCGUGAACUCUUACAACUGAGUCAGGAAGGAAGCCGAGAGGAGAGCUGGGACUGAAAAGCAGUCGAGGCUACACGGAUCCCAGUUGCUCCUCAGAGAUUCAGCAGGAGAUCCCGAUGGAGGAGGAUAAUACCCAGAGAGAGGAGCCCCAGGAAGAUGGUGAUGGUGAUGUGCGCCAUUUUGAUUCCAGCGAGAUCAUGGCAGAGCACAGCCACACACAAAAGCAGCUGGAUUUACAAAAUGGUAGCUUAGAGGAAGAUAUUGGGGUGCCUGCUCUUGAGGACGAUUCUUCUCAAAACAUGAUGGAGAGCCCAAGCCCGAAGAAAUACUCUUCCAGUCUUAGAUUUAAAGCCAAUGGAGAUUAUUCUGGCUCCUAUUUAACCCUCUCACAACCUGUGCCUGCUAAAAGAAGUCCUUCUCCUUUGGGAACUGGUAUCAGAAAUAGCCCCUCCUUGGCCAAAAUCCAGGGAGGCAAGCAGUUCUCUUGUGAUGGAACUGACAAAACUAUUUCCAUAAAACCUCCCACUCCGUUACUCAGCACUGCACCCUCCCUCAGCGGAUACCCCCUUGGGAGAGUGGACUUUGAUCCUUACUCUGGCCGGGAUGGUGAAAGGGCCUUGAGGCUCUCAGAGAAGCCUCCCUAUUCCAAAUACAGCUCAAGGAAUAAAUCACAUGACAAUGUCUACUUUCUUGGAGGCCUGGAAGGUCGAAAGGCAUCUGGCUCACUCCUGACCAUGUGGAAUGGAGGUUCUCUGAGUGAUGCUGGCUCCUUUCCUGUCAGCAGAUCGGGAGCAGCAAGUAUGCCUUCAAGCCCAAAGCAAGCUAGGAAAAUGAACAUUCAGGACAACCUGACACUUCAGCCCAGGUUGACUAGACACAAAGAGCUAGCACCUGAAAACAUGAGCGUAAGAACUAGGAAGUACUCGGGCAGUGGCCUGAGUCACAUGGGAGCCUACAGCCGAUCCCUUCCCAGGCUGUACAAAGCCACAGAGAACCAGCUGACACCUCUCAGCUUGCCUCCAAGAAACUCUCUGGGCAAUUCCAAAAGAACAAAACUUGGGGAAAAGGAUCUACCUCAUAGCUUAAUAGACAAUGACAAUUACCUUAAUUUUUCUUCUUUAAGCUCAGGGGCUUUACCUUAUAAAUCCUCUGCCUCUGAAGGCAAUCCUUAUGUAAGUUCCACCGUCAGUGUCCCUGCCAGUCCCCGAGUGGCUCGAAAGAUGCUUCUGGCUUCCACUUCCUCUUGCGCUUCUGAUGACUUUGACAGGGCUUCAUACUCAGGCUCGGGGACAAGUCCAAGUCAUUCAUUUCUUCCCGGAGAGCCAGACAGAGUGUUUGCAGCCAGAAGGAACUUCUCUUGCGGAUCUGUGGAGUUUGAUGAGGCUGAUUUGGACAGCCUCAGACAGGCCUCAGGCACGCCUCAGCCUGUCCUGCGGGAACGGAAGAGCAGCAUUAGCUCCAUUUCAGGACGUGAUGACCUGAUGGAUUAUCACCGGCGGCAGAGGGAGGAAAGACUCAGGGAGCAGGAGAUGGAGCGAUUGGAGAGACAACGUCUGGAGACCAUCCUCAGUCUGUGUGCUGAGUACACAAAGCCUGACAGCCGCUUGUCCACUGGCACCACGGUGGCAGAUGUGCAAAAAAUCAACAAGGAGCUUGAGAAGCUGCAGCUGUCUGAUGAGGAGUCCGUGUUUGAAGAAGCCCUGGUGAGCCCUGACACAAGGUACAGGUGCCACCAGAAGAGCCUCCUCCGUGAUGGGGACUCUGCAGGCUUUGGGAGCCUUAGUCAGAGCGGUGCCAGCUUCCUGGCCCCCAGGAGCAUCAGGAGUGAUGAACUGCUCAGUGAGCUCACCAGGACUCCCCCCACACCAUCCUCUGCCUUCCUGAAAGCUUCCAGCGAGUCCUCUUACCUAAGCAUCCUACCUAAGACCCCAGAGGGUAUAAGCGAAGAACAGAGGGCCCAGGAGAUGGCUGCAAUGGAAGAUACCAGGAUAGUAAUUCUCAACAACCUUGAGGAACUUGAACAAAAGAUCAAAGAUAUAAAUGACCAGAUGGAUGAGUCUUCCAGAGAGUUGGAUAUGGAAUGUGCUCUUUUGGAUGGAGAACAGAAAUCUGAAACAACUGAACUUAUGAAGGAGAAGGAGAUAUUGGAUCAUCUAAACCGGAAAAUAGCAGAACUGGAAAAGAACAUUGUUGGUGAAAAGACCAAGGAGAAGGUAAAGCUUGAUGCUGAAAGGGAAAAACUAGAGAGGCUCCAGGAGCUUUACUCCGAGCAGAAGACCCAGCUGGACAAUUGUCCUGAGUCCAUGAGGGAACAGUUACAACAACAACUGAAGAGGGAUGCCGACCUAUUGGAUGUGGAAAGCAAACACUUUGAAGACCUGGAGUUCCAGCAGCUUGAACACGAGAGCCGUCUGGAUGAGGAGAAGGAGAACUUGACCCAACAGCUCCUGCGUGAAGUGGCUGAGUAUCAGCGGAACAUUGUUGCUAGAAAGGAAAAAAUUUCUGCAUUGAAAAAGCAAGCCAAUCAUAUUGUUCAGCAGGCUCAGAGAGAACAAGAUCAUUUUGUGAAAGAAAAGAAUAAUCUAAUAAUGAUGUUACAAAGAGAAAAGGAGAAUCUUUGUAAUUUGGAAAAGAAAUACUCCAGCCUUUCUGGAGGGAAAGGGUUUCCUGUUAACCCCAAUACCUUAAAAGAGGGCUAUCUCAGUGUAAAUGAAAUUAAUGAGCCAUGUGGCAAUUCCACGAAUCUAUCCCCUUCCACUCAGUUCCCUGCUGAUGCUGAUGCUGAUGCUGUUACCACUGAGCCUGCCACAGCUGUGCUGGCGAGCCAGCCACAAAGUAAAGAGCACUUUAGAAGUCUGGAAGAAAGGAAAAAACAACAUAAAGAAGGCCUCUAUCUGAGUGACACUUUGCCUCGAAAGAAAACCACACCUGCCAUCUCCCCACAUUUCAGCAGUGCUACUAUGGGGAGAAGCACCGCCCCAAAGGCUCACCUGCCCCUAGGACAGAGCAACAGCUGCGGCAGUGUGCUCCCUCACUCGCUGGCGACCAUGACCAAAGACUCCGAGUCUCGGAGGAUGCUCAGAGGUUAUAAUCACCACCAGAUGAGUGAAGGACAAAGGCAGAAAUCUGAAUUUUACAACCGCACAGCAUCUGAAUCAAAUGUCUAUUUGAACAGUUUCCAUUACCCAGAUCACAGCUACAAGGACCAGGCCUUUGAUACUUUGAGCCUAGACAGCUCUGACAGCAUGGAGACCAGCAUCUCUGCUUGCUCACCUGACAAUAUCUCUAGUGCCAGCACUUCAAAUAUUGCCAGAAUAGAAGAAAUGGAGAGACUUUUGAAGCAGGCUCAUGCAGAAAAGACACGACUACUUGAAUCCAGGGAACGGGAAAUGGAAGCCAAAAAAAGAGCCCUGGAAGAAGAAAAACGACGCCGAGAAAUCCUGGAAAAACGAUUGCAGGAAGAAACUAGCCAGAGGCAGAAGUUAAUAGAAAAGGAAGUAAAAAUAAGGGAGAAACAAAGAGCUCAGGCUCGGCCUUUGACACGCUAUUUGCCUGUCCGGAAGGAAGACUUUGAUUUGCGGAGCCAUGUGGAGACUGCAGGCCACAAUAUUGAUACUUGUUAUCAUGUAUCAAUCACAGAGAAGACCUGCCGAGGAUUCCUCAUCAAAAUGGGUGGAAAAAUUAAAACUUGGAAAAAACGUUGGUUUGUUUUUGAUAGGAACAAGCGAACAUUCUCUUAUUAUGCAGAUAAGCAUGAAACUAAAUUAAAAGGAAUAAUAUACUUUCAAGCCAUUGAAGAAGUAUAUUAUGAUCACCUCAAGAAUGCUAAUAAGAGUCCUAAUCCAUUACUCACCUUUAGUGUCAAGACGCAUGACAGAAUCUAUUACAUGGUGGCCCCAUCACCGGAAGCCAUGCGGAUCUGGAUGGAUGUUAUAGUUACUGGGGCAGAAGGUUACACUCACUUCUUGUUGUAGUGAACUGGAGCAACAGUCCACUUCAGGGCAGACUGCAAUAACCUCUUACAAGAAAGAAGCCAUAUUCAAUCCCAGAUGGGAACACCCAACAGACCCAUCCCUUCAACUGUGUACAUUCAGAACUCUUCCCAUAUUGACAAGAAGUCAUUUGUAAAGACAAAUGAAGGGGUAUUGAUACAGAGCUUGAUGAUAAAUAGCAAAGGAAUUUAAGUUCCCAUGAGAAAAA